GCACUGGAGUGACUGCUUCCUACAAGAACGGUAUGGAAUUACCUGAGCAAUCAGCAGAGAUAAGGGAGGCUGUGGCAAGCAUUGCCACUGAAUCUAAAGAGGACAUCCCGAUAUCUGAUGUCUUGACGGAUGAAAUCAACAGACAGAUCUCACCACCACGUCACCUCUCCAUGGAGCAGAGUUCUCCGCUCAGAGGCAGUACUAGUCCCUCGCAACCCUUAAGACCAUUAACUGCUGUUCUUCAACCUUUCCAUCCGCCUGUAUGCGAUUUCCCUAUUUCCAGCCACAACCUAUGCCAGGUUUUGUAUCAGCUGAAAGGUAAUACACAGAUGUUGGUCAUAAAUGGUACAAAUCCUGGGCAACUGAAAGCAGUCCAUGUCGUUCCUUCUGGUCAGCUGCUGGACAACAAAUCCCAGUGCAUCCAGUUCAGUUCUUUGGCUGGUUCAAUGGAAAAUACUGCAAUCCAUCCAGGUGAAGUGGCUGGUUUCUUCGGAAAAGUGUUACCCAUGUCAACACCACAAUCCUCAAGCUUGAACAUACAACAGGGACAGAAUUCAGGACUGAAAGUGGCCCAGCCUUUAUCUCAGCAGUGUAUGUCUCCAAUUUCCUUUCCACCAAUCAGGCCUGGCCUCCCGAAUCUAACUACUGGGUGUGCAAAGGAUCCAACAACAAACAACAGCAAUUUAGGAUACACUGUGGUACCUGCAGAAUAUCUAACACAGCUGCAGCAAGCAUCUGGUGGUCCAAUCUCUGAAAAUGGCAGUCUUGCCUCCGAGACUAGUGCCCAUAUCCCUUCGACCAUAUCUCUAACAAGAUUGCCAAUAAUGACAACAGACUCAAGAUCUAAGAAACCCUGUAACUGCACCAAGUCCCAGUGCCUCAAACUAUACUGUGAUUGUUUUGCCAAUGGAGAAUUUUGUAGCAACUGCAACUGCACAAACUGUUUUAAUAACUUUGAGCAUGAAGCAGAAAGAUUCAAAGCUAUCAAGGCAUGUUUAGAUCGGAACCCAGAAGCCUUCAGACCAAAAAUAGGAAAAGGAAUGCUUGGAGAAAUCAAACUGCGGCAUAACAAAGGUUGCAACUGCAAACGUUCAGGAUGUCUGAAAAAUUAUUGUGAAUGUUAUGAGGCAUCCUUUUACCUUUGUUACUUGGGACGUCAUAGAUGCUACUUGCGGCUGUCUCUUGGCCCAGGCAGAAGAAGCAGAGAAAGCCUAUCACUCUCUCUCCGUAGCAGAACAUAUGAUCCUCGAAGAAUUCGGCCGUUGUUUGGCACAAAUCCUCCACUCAGCAUGGAAAUCAAAAGAACUGCAGUGUUUGUGAACUUUAAAUUCUCUCUGUAAUAGAUAGCACUUUGUAACAUUUAUGUGCAGAUAAUUAGUUUCAUCUCACCAUUUCAGUCCUCAAUUUGUGAAUUGUGAUUGUUGACAUUGGGAUAAGUAUACCUUUUUUAUGGGGUAUAGUCAGUACUCAAAUUUACUGCUAAAAAAAGUUUCUUCACAUAAUCUCAGUUUUAACCUCAAACAUUUUAUGAAAAGAUGUGAUGUUGGGAGCUUAUAUUAGGGCUGUAUUCCUCUGGUUACUAUGCUAUUUGUAGAGGCCUUAUAAAGUGUAUUUAUCAAGAUUCUAUAAUGUUACUAUUGCUAUCAGACAUCUGCUGAAUGAAUUGUUUUAGCAUUUGACUACACAUACACAAAUGGGAAUUUGGCAAAGAUGUAGUUAUAAUAUCUCUACAGAAAAGAAACAGAAAAAUCAAUGAAAAUAGUUAGUAUUGCUCUGACUAUAAUGUUGCUAGUAACCUUGUUAAGUUUUAAAAUAUAAUUCAAGCUGAAAAAAUAGUAUUGACUUCUUUGAUCCCUCAAAUCCCCUUCAACUUCCCUGCUCAGCGUGCAACACUGACAUGUCCCUGAGAGACAUCAACAUUUGUGACAACCUCCAUAACCAACCUACUGAUAGAAACAUGAAGAGAAUAGCCACAGAGUCAUGUCAGUGCACAUGCACUAAAAUAUUACAACAAAUGGUACAAAUUUGUUUAAAUAGCAUUUGAGCAAGACAGACUUUAGAAAAAAAAGUCACCGCAGCAAUAGAACUAUAAUGAGCUUUGUUCCUUGGUUAGGGAGGGGAACAUCAGCUAAGAUUCCUCGUUCUGAUUGUUAUUCCUUUGAUAGCAAAUGCAAGUGUAUGUUAUUGUCAGCUGAGGAUAGCAUGAAGCUGAGCAGCAAUGCCUCACCAACAAUACUCUCUUGUUAUCCAAACUGACACAUCAAUAAUGUGUGAGGGUGACUGUGGAAAUGCAGACCUGACAAGAGUCUGUAUCUUCUGAACAGCAGGUGAAGAAAAUAUGAACCCAAAAUUAGUGUAAUUGUUUUUGAAAAUUUGAGGCAGCCAGUUAAAAUUAUAGUUGCCAGCAGCACUACCUUUAGUUUGAAAUUAAAAAUUGAGAUAGUAAGCUGGUUACAAUAUUCAGCUUUCCCAGUAGCUCAUCAACUGCUCACUACAUUUUAGAAGUUUUAGACUGAAACAAGAACAUUACAAUAAAACCCAUUUGUUCAAAUCUGCUUGCAGUAUUACCAGGGACAUAUUUUAACACAGUUAUACCAUUUAGAAAUUACAGCAAAAGUGACGACUGAAAAUAAGCUGAGCAGGUGACUCAAUUGAUUAAUCCAGUGCUCAGUGGGGGUCCAAGCAGGAAAUCAAACGGUCCCUGAUUCAAUUCAUUCAGGACGUUGAAUUCAGCAUUCUCAGGAGACAUUGCCAGAAGUCCAGCAAGCUAGGGAAGAGAAAAAAAUACACAGCUUUAUUGCUAUGACUCUUGCAAUCAAAUAUAUUGUAUGGAGAGUAGGAUAAAGAUCCUCUGCAGUACCAUCCAUGGUAAAUAUCAUGUUGACCCUCAUUGUCAUGAAGAAUGAGUAUUUGGCUGAGACACAGAUGACACCUAUGAAACAUUUCUGCUCAGGUCAGCUUUACACUUAUAGUAAUAAAAACUUGCAAUGAUAAUCUUUUUUGAAACACUCUUAUCCAUAGAAAGAAGAACACGUAAAAUCAACAACAUAAUUGUACCACAUCGUCAGUCAUGCAUUUCAUUCUGUACACUCUACAAAUAUGUGCAGUGCUGACAAUAACAAGAAGCUCUCAUUAUUUGUGGGAAAUUAACUUUAUCUUAGUGCUAUGCCCAGUGCAUCAUUUCCUGUUAACAGGCAUCCUGAGAGAUUUCUAAAGAAUGGGGUAUAAAUGAGGAACUAAAAUCAAAACAGUUAUUGACAAGUAACAAUUUGUGGCUUGUGGAUUUUAAAUUAUUUAAUGAAAUAGCUUUUAAAUUAUUUAUUAAAAAGUGUUUUACAUUAAUUUAUUGACAAAUGUUUUAAAUGAAUUUAUUGGAACAGAUUGUAGAUAAAUGAAUUGAGGGAAGUCUUUUUAAUACUUCAUGGAAAUUUUACAGUACAUUUAUUUUUAAAAAUUAAUAUCGUUAAAGGAUUACUUAAAUGAUCUUUAAUUCAU
Molecule: messenger RNA, 3495 nt
Organism: Chiloscyllium plagiosum (whitespotted bambooshark)
Lineage: Eukaryota; Metazoa; Chordata; Chondrichthyes; Orectolobiformes; Hemiscylliidae
Biological process (GO): regulation of DNA-templated transcription
Cellular component (GO): nucleus
Source: RefSeq, a predicted model, not a curated record